Molecule: messenger RNA, 648 nt
Organism: Acanthosepion pharaonis
Lineage: Eukaryota; Metazoa; Mollusca; Cephalopoda; Sepiida; Sepiidae
Source: the annotation of a GenBank genome assembly
AUGAAUAUUUGCAAAAGAAAAAUUACUUACCUUCUUCAUCAAAGGAAAAAGUCACUUCACGAGUUCUUUCCUUUUCUUUUUAACAUUUAUUUUCAUUCUUUCCUCUUACGAGAUAGUCUUUCUUUUUCUCUCACAAGUGUUAAAAGAUUCCAACUUGUUUCUCUCUUUUUCUUUUUUACUUUCCUCCUUUCUUUCUUUCUUUCUUUCUUUCCUCCCUUCUUUCUUUCUUUCUUUCUUUCAACGCUUCUAUCCUCAUAUAUCUUGUUUCGUUUGUCCGUUUGUUUGUCUUUUCCUUCCUCCAUUCCUUCCUUCCUUCCUUCCUUCCUUCCUUCCUUCCUUCCUUCCAUCUAUCCAUCAUUUCUUCCUUUCUUUCAAUACUUAUUUUCUCAUAUAAUUUUACCUGUUUUAUUUGUUUGUCGCUUUCUUUCUGUCUUUAUUUAUAUAUUUCUUUCUUUCUUUCUUUCUUUCUUUCUUUCUUUCUUUCUUUCUUUCUUUCACUUUUUCUUUCUUUCUUUUUUCUUUCUUUCUUUAUUUCGCUUUUUCUUUUUUCUUUCUUUACUAUUUUUUAUUGAUUUCAUUGAUAUUUUUCACAAUACUCUCCUCUUCUCUCUCAAUUUACUCUCUUUCUCUUCUUUUUCUUCCUUCUGA